GUUCUCCAUGUUUCCUAAACAAUUCCGUUACAUUAGGCAUUGUAAGUUGUGUGGAUCGUAAAAGCAAUGAUAUUGGACUACCUGGGAUAAGUAGAGAGUAUAUACAGGCUGAUUGUUCUGUGAAUCCGGGGAAUUCUGGAGGACCUCUUGUGAAUAUAGAUGGAGAAGUUGUAGGUGUCAGUGUUAUGAAAGUAACUUCAACGAGUAAAUGUUCAAAUAAAGUAUUGGCAACUGAGGGUCUGGGAUUUUACGUGCCAAUUGAUUCAGUUUCUAAGAUCAUGGUUCAGAAAUUUAUGCGAAAAGGAUAUCAAUCAUAAAGAUUUUAAUUAGUAUCUACAUAUAAUUUAUGUAUGUAUGUAUGUGUGUAUGUAUUUAUGUAUGUACAACUACCCUUGAUACUUUUGUGCCAACAAAAGGUA
Messenger RNA from Cuscuta europaea, 419 nucleotides. Lineage: Eukaryota; Viridiplantae; Streptophyta; Magnoliopsida; Solanales; Convolvulaceae. The record is from the annotation of a GenBank genome assembly.